Messenger RNA from Aspergillus alliaceus, 786 nucleotides. RefSeq lists its product as uncharacterized. The transcript has a single exon. The annotation marks the transcript as partial. The record is from RefSeq and is a predicted model, not a curated record. NCBI's taxonomy places the organism in Eukaryota, Fungi, Ascomycota, Eurotiomycetes, Eurotiales, Aspergillaceae.
AUUUUCAGUACCCCAAAAGCUCUUGCUUCCAUAUUUUUCUUUUUUUUAGAUCCUUUAAUAUCUUAGGUUAUGAAAGAUGGGUUGUUAUAAUUACCGGUACUAUUAUUUGAGUUGAUUUUAUCUUAUAUUUAUUUUUUGAAUUUUAAUAUCCAUCUCUUAAUUGUUUAUUAUUCUUCUUCUGAUAAUUAUUAUUAUUACCAAUGCUAAACCAGAAAUCCAUAUGUAUUUCCGUAUAGUAACGGAGGAUGUAUUUAUGGAGCAGGACCCGGAGCCGAUCACUGGUUUAGUUAUUCUUGUCUGAUUGAUGGGUAUUACUAUUGUUGGAUUUUGCUCCUGUCGAAAAAGGUCCCUAGUCCUCCUCCACACACAGCUGAACCGUUACCAGUCCGUCCAUGGAGAGGAAGAGGGAGAAUGGUCCGUAUCCAUAACAUCCUUCGACGAACUUUCCGCGCUGUCCGCUUUCUUUAGGAGCUCCACAGAGUACGAGUGGAAGGAAAGUGUGACCUCAUGGCUUAUUUUAUUUUGUACUUUAUUUUUCUUUUUUCCCCUCUUUAUUAAGAGGGAAAAGAAUCAAAAAAUAAAAUAGAAUAAACUCUACAUAUUCUUUUUUAAACCCUUUCUAAGGAUCGCUUUCAACCGCCAUUCCUCAAAUUUGUGGUUCGGGACGAUUAAGUCUAGUAGGACUUAUGGGUACCGUGUAUCCAUCAGGACAGAAGGUAGAGAGUUGGGCCUCGGAAGAGAAGGUAGAAAAACGAUACCGUUGAAAUAAAAAAAAAUAAAAAAAAA